UGUCCAGCUGUUAUUAUUAAGAUACAAAAGAAAGAGAGCUACGGGGUAUAUAAUAGUACGUAACGAGUUGAUGCCAGAUUUUCAAAAGUCUACAGGUGUUAUAUUAUCUAUGUAAAUAACAUAUACUUACGUAGAUUGCCCAAGAAAACACGAUAAAAUUAUGAAAAGAUUAUGAUAAAAGGGCGUGUCAAAUUCAAUUUCGAGAGUUAUAUGUGCAUUAAUAUGAUACCUAACUAUUUGAAGAAAAUGGCAAACGAUGAGUGACGAGUGCACAUUAAAAUUUUAUAAUUGAGAACACUGAGAAUUAUUCGCCUGAAUGUGACGACGUGAAUAUGAGUAUGCGCCUAAAGGCGAGAUUGCGGCUCGUGAUAAAUCGUGAAUGCAAAAAAUAUGGAAAUAAGAAAAAAAAAGAGAGUACAGAAAAGAGCAUUCGAGCGGCAGGACAGGUUUCGCAUUUUGUAAUUUACUAAUUGACAUUUAGCACGAUAAGUUUUACGUGUCCCAGGAUGUUUUUUGUAUUUCAUUUGAUCGAGCAUCAAAGGAAUGAGAAAGCAUUACUUAUUAGUUCAGCUUUAUGCUCGACGAGACGCGGAUAAAGAUGAGAAGCAGCCGACUUGUUGGCACGAUGACAAUUUUGUAACAUUGGUGCGCCAGACUAACCAUUAUUAAUUGUAUACUUUACUCGAAUAUGCAUUAUUAAUGGGGAGCAUCGAGAAUAAAAAAAAGAAGGAACUAAACAAAUUAUGAGAAAAAAUUUAAGUAUUUUGCUCACCUUUCAAUUUCUACUCCUUUAUUUAUUGUGUGUAACUUUACACGCAAGCUUAUUCCAUAUUACUUUCUUCUGCUAUUAUGAAUACCCCUUUAAGGAUGAUAUCGUGGCUCGUGUAUACUUUCCAAAAGGACAAUGAGAACACGAAGAUGGAACUUUCUGUUAGUACAAGACAACGUAUUUCCAUAAGGAUAUCGAUCAAAUAUGUGAAUCCCCUUAUAUUCCUUAGGUGUCCCUGAAAGUAUAAUAUGAUCCUUCUUACUGUUUGGGACAUCAGUCUAUUUUAUUCAGAUACACGCACAACAUUGAGGUUGUCGUACAAUUUCUUUAAACUUUAUUUAAUUUUAAAAAAUGUCUACCGAUCGUUCGGAUUCUCGCGGCCCACCUGCGGCGACUGGUUCAGUUUCCAGGAGAAAAAUUGAGAAACCGCCGUUUAAACUUUGUUUCUCGAAACAACAAGAAGCUGGGCGUUCUGACGCUUGUGCUUCUAAGAUAACAGCGAGUUAUAUUACGCCAAAGUUUUAUUCACGUGAAAUGGAGAAAUGGGCUGAUGUCGACGUCAGUAACACUGUUCAAGAAAUAGAAAGGGAGGAUAAUAAAAAGCCUAAGGAUCCGUAUCGUUGGCCUUUACUGACCAGUCACACCUAUGGUUGGUGGCACGAUCGUGGGAUUAAACCAAGAGACCCGAGAUUUAAUUUUCAUAAGAAAACUUCAGACUUGGUGAGUUAUCAAAUGAGAAUUUAUGCAGAGGAUAGAAAACUAAAGGGACUCGGUCAUUGAAUACAUAUACAUGUUAAUUCGUAUGACUUGGUCAACAAAUAAUAUAAUAUAUCAAUUUAUGUAAUAUUUCACAAAAAGAAACUUCCUUCGAAUUAUAUAAAUGUUAAAAAUAGAAUUACACAAAUACACAGCACAAUAACACAAAUGUUAAAAAUAUUAAACUGUGACACACUGAUGUAUAUUUUAUGUUUUUUCUACGUUAAGUAGUUAUAUGAGUCUGAUAAUAAUAGAGAUUAUUUAUAUAACACUUUGAUUGCGCGUAUAGAAUAUAUAAAAGUUGUAUAAAAAUAAUAAAAAUCAAUCUUUUUCAAAUUUAUCUUAUGGUAUGAAACAAUAGA
Cephus cinctus (wheat stem sawfly) is the source of this 1887-nucleotide messenger RNA. RefSeq lists its product as uncharacterized. Lineage: Eukaryota; Metazoa; Arthropoda; Insecta; Hymenoptera; Cephidae. The transcript has 3 exons. The record is from RefSeq and is a predicted model, not a curated record. The coding region runs from base 1121 to 1549 and encodes 142 amino acids.